Striga asiatica is the source of this 2414-nucleotide messenger RNA. The record is from the annotation of a GenBank genome assembly. Lineage: Eukaryota; Viridiplantae; Streptophyta; Magnoliopsida; Lamiales; Orobanchaceae.
UUUUAUUAGAAGAUUUUGAACUCUCUCUCAAAAUUUGAAUAAACAAACGAGUCCGCAAUCACCAUUUGUUGUCAACUUUAACCUUGUCAUCAGUGAAGAAGAAAAUCUGAAAUCAUCUCGAGAAUCCUUGAUCCGGACGAACUCUGAUUUGUCUGCACAACCCACGAUGUAUUUUCCAGCCAUGUUUGUACGCGGGAACAGAUUUUUCAAGCAGUCUAGGAACACAAGAAGUGCUCAAUUCCCAGUUCUGUUUACAUUUCUGAUUCUGAUUGUGUUUGCACUGGUUCUUCUAUUCGGGAAAAAUGGCGAUAAAUCCACUUUUGUGGCCGAUCCCUUGAACCAAAAAUGGGAUAGCUACGACUCUAUUGUCCGAUUAAAUCCAAAGGUAGAACUCAGGAAUGGGACUGAUUUUGUGUGGCAAAUACCCGAUUCGCCUAAGGCCGUUCUCUUCUUGGCUCAUGGCUGUAGUGGUAAAGCCGUUAACUUUUGGGAUAAAUCCCCUAAUUGCCCUAACUGCAUUGGUUUACCUGAAGAAAGGCUUAUUGUUCUUCAUGCACUGGCCAGAAAAUUUGCUGUGCUUGCUGUGUCGAGUAAAGAAAUAUGCUGGUCGCUUGGAGAUGAAAGGUUGAUCGUUAAGGAUAUAAUCAGGUGGUGGACUGCAAAACAAAAGCUCGAUAAACUGCCUUUAUUUGCAUUGGGUGCUUCCUCUGGUGGAUACUUUGUGUCUGUUCUUGCUAAUGAGAUGAAGUUCAAAAGUAUUGCUUUAAUGAUUGCUGAAGGGGUUUACAGUCAUUUGGAGAUAACAAAAGAUUACCCGUCCACACUUUUCGUGCACAUGCCGAAAGAUGGGACUAGGAAAUGGAAGAUAGAAAAGUAUUUAGCGGUUAUGAGGGAAAAAGGGAUUGAUGUUGCCGAAGUUAAGUGCUCGGAAUUCCCCUUGAUGCCUCAUUUCUUUGCUAACAGAAUUCCAGGUGUCGAUUUCGCCUUGUCUGAGAAGUUGUUUGGUGUUUUUAAGGAAAAAGGGUUUCUUGACGAGAACGGCUACCUGAGGGAUGACGGGCGUGCGAUACCGUGGAGAACGGCCAUUGAGGAGAGAAAUAUUAUUCUUCCGGAUAAAUCUCUGGUCAAUCAUAUUCAAGAGGAAAUGAAUCUUGCUUUUGCAUAUCAUGAGAUGACGAGCGUGCCAUCCGAGCAUAUCUUUUACUGGUUUGAGUCUCAUAUGAACUGACGAGAAGUUUGACUGUUUAGGAUUUUUUCCAUUUCCUUUUUCAUUUGAAGGAGAUUUCGAUUUCGAUGAACUGAAACCACAAAGCCUCGAAUAAGGAAUAGUUAACUGUGGAGAGCAGAAGUGCAGCCAGUUCUUGAAUGAAGUAUGUAGAAGUUGUGUUUGUUAAAAUUGAAAAUGGUCUUUAUAUAGACUGGCGUUCUCUCGAGACAGGUCUCUUCUAUCUGACCCUAUUGUUUACUACAGUUGGGGAAGUAAUUAAAUUAGUGAUCAACACACCUGUUUGGCCUGAAAAUUAGCAACUCUUCCGAUUGGCACAAUUUGUUUCCCGUUGUUCAUGUUUUUCAGUUGAAUUGUAACCCGCAUUUUCUGUAUCUACGAGUCACUCUUUGCUCUUUGGACCACGGCAUGAUGGUAAUUGGAGUAGUCAGGUGUAUGUUCAUGCAUUAGUUAUUUUAAAAACUGUUAUGAUGAUUACGAAAUUGCUAAGUAUUUUGAAUUGAUUUGUCUUAACUGUGACUUUAUUUAACAGCAGUUUUAGAAUGUUCACUUCCUUGUUCGAUUUUAUGCAUUAAUAAUGAUAUAUGGUUGAGGUACCUAUUUCAUUUGAGUCGAACUCUUGAAUAUACCAGUUCAUUUCCAGUUUUCUAAUGUAAGAAGUGCCCUUAGAAAUACUGCCACGCUCGGAUAUUGUAUAUCAGAAAUGAUAUUUGCUAAUUGGAUGAGAAAAUACAAGCAAUUUGAUGUUAGGAAAAAUUAAGGUGUUAUUAUUGACUCACUUGUCAUUUGUCUCCUUACUCUUUCUGGUGAGAAUUGUGGGAAGAAAAUGAAGCCUAUACGGAGAAUUUGAUUGAAUUUAAGAUGUAACUUUUUUAUAUUGAUUAACUUAUUUAGUGGUUGGUUAUGUAUUUAUGUUCGUAAUGUUAUUUUAGUUUAAAUAAAAUUUUUUGACACUAUUGAUGAUCGAAAAUAUGAAAAUGAGUGAGUAGUGUAUCGAUAAUUUCCCUAGCAAUUGCAUGUUGUGGAUAAAGAGAUCUUGAGAGGAAAUUACUCAAAAAUCUUUUGUCAAUCCAGCACAGUCUCACUAUAUUUCGAUGUUAUACUUUUCGCAUCCAUGAAGACGAUUGUGCCAUUUGCCUAUGGACAAACAUAGAAGUAUGUCUACGGUUGAUAAGAUGUUAGGAGUUUG